Rodentolepis nana is the source of this 579-nucleotide messenger RNA. The record is from the annotation of a GenBank genome assembly. NCBI's taxonomy places the organism in Eukaryota, Metazoa, Platyhelminthes, Cestoda, Cyclophyllidea, Hymenolepididae.
UUAAUUAAUUCAUCGAGAGAUGUUUUCUGGGCUGCUCUAUUCAAAUCAACAUUUUGCUCUAUAAACGUACUUCAUUCAAUUGACAGUGGAUCUCAUGAUGAUCUUCUUUUCUUUGUUGGACAAACUAACUCUAGAUUUGCAAAGCCUGAUGUACGGGUAUUUCGCCAAUCCAGCCCAAACGUUCCUCCUAUCAGUGAUCCCACGAUUAAUUGGGAAAAUACCGUCCACCUUAAUCUCAUCACUCACUGUGUUCGUUUCCGUUAUAUUUAUUCAGUUUGUGUAUGUAGUGACCCUUGGAAUUUGUACACCUAUCGGCCCAUGGACUCAAAAGGGACUCAAGAAACUAUUGUCUAUCCUCAUAUCGUCUUUCCAAUAGAUAAUUUCGAGGAGGGUUUUCAAGAUUGCGUACUUCGAGAUAGUGAAUACCUCUGUGUCGAACUCGCCGCGUACGACAGAUCUGGUGUCCUUCAAGGAGUUCUCUUUGAGAGUGUUGUACGAUAUUCUGUCUUGAAGAAUGCACACGAUAUCGAUAUUGAGAGUUUCUUUGAAUGGCGACAACGAUGGCUGCUUUUUAGUUGA